Colletotrichum scovillei is the source of this 1663-nucleotide messenger RNA. RefSeq names its product beta-lactamase. The record is from RefSeq and is a predicted model, not a curated record. The coding region runs from base 273 to 1505 and encodes 410 amino acids. Lineage: Eukaryota; Fungi; Ascomycota; Sordariomycetes; Glomerellales; Glomerellaceae. The transcript has 3 exons.
GCUGAGACGAUGGGUCCCCGUAUUUAAUGCUACCGCACCGACAUGACUGCUUUGGAAAAGGAUAGGCGCAGAUUGCCAAGACGAAGCUCGGCCGAAUUGAUCAUCUCUGUGAUCUUCUCAUGCGUCUGCUGUGAAAUCUGAACUCACUCACUCACACACACCCCUCCUUCCUCACAUGAGCCGUUCAUCUCAUUUAUCUUCACACGCCAUCUCACUCACUCCAUAGAAACUCAUAUUCAACUCAAACACUCACACUCACAUUCACACUCAAAAUGCCUCUCUCAUCACAAGCAGUCAACGAAAUCAAAGGCAUCGUAGACAAUGCCGUCACAGCCUCCCCCACCGGGAUCCCCGGAACGACCGUAGUCGUAAUCGACCGCACCGGCACCGAACAAUUCGCCCACGCCGCCGGCACCCGGGGCGUCAACUCUUCGGAGCCCAUGACCCUGGACAGCGUCUACUGGAUUGCCUCGUGCACGAAAAUGGUGGUCGGCAUCGCGUGCAUGCAGCUCGUCGAGAAGGGCCAGCUCAACCUCGAUGACGCCGACCACCUGGAGAAGCUCUGCCCGGAGCUGGCCGACAUCAAGGUCCUGACGCCCGAGGGUAAGCUCGUGGACAAGAAGCGCGGUAUCACGCUCCGCAUGCUGCUGACGCACACGGCUGGGUUCGGGUAUACCUUCUUUAGUGAAAGGCUGCGCGAUUGGAGUCUGCCGGCGGGGAUUGAUGAGUUCUCGGGGAGUGUGAGGGAUAUGGUGCAGCCUUUGUUGUUCCAGCCGGGGGAGGGCUGGGAGUAUGGCGUCGGCAUUGACUGGGCUGGCAUCGCGCUGGAGCGGGCCACGAACAUGAGUCUGAAUGACUACAUCCAGGCCAACAUCUGCCAGCCUCUGGGCCUCAAGAACGUCAACAUGAUACCGACGCCCUCGAUGAAGGCGCAGUUGGCGUACAUGCACUACAAGAGGCCUGACGGCAAGUUGGUCCACAGAGACCACCCUCUCCAUCGCCCAUUGAUCGUGCAAUCGGAGGAAGAGAUCCGCGCCUGCUUCAACAGCGGUGGCGCCGGAAUCUUUGCAAAGCCUCAAGAAUACACCCGCAUCCUGGCAGUCUUCCUCAACGACGGAACCUGCCCCAUCACAAAAGCCCAACUCCUCAAGAAGGAGACAGUAGACGAAAUGUUCUCCAACCAAAUCUCCAAAUUCCCAGACUUUGCCCGGCAGGGCGUCCAGGACGCGAAGCCGGAGCUGACAAACGGGAUCCCGGAGCUCUACCCGCUCCCGGGCAACCCGCCGCAGGGCUGGGGCCUGACGUUCAUGAUCACGGGCGGGCCGACGGGGCGCUCGAGCGGGACGGCGUGGUGGGCUGGGCUGCCGAACCUGUUUUGGUGGUGCGACCGGGAGAACGGGGUGGCCGGGAUCGUGUGCUCGCAGAUUCUGCCGUUUGGCGACGCUUCGGUCAUGGGGCUUUGGGCGCAGGUUGAGGCUGCUGUGUACAAGGGGCUGAGUGCGUGAUGCGCUGCCUAUGGUGAUGAACGGAAUGGAUGCUUUCAGUCUAGCUAGACACCGUGGUUCCGCGGGGUUUAGCGUCGUUCUCCUGCUGAUGAGGCUUGUUUCUAGUCGGAAUUUUCGGAAACAGAUUUUCAUGUAUGGAUGAUUCCCUAUUGGCCCCC